Messenger RNA from Notodromas monacha, 1425 nucleotides. The record is from the annotation of a GenBank genome assembly. Lineage: Eukaryota; Metazoa; Arthropoda; Ostracoda; Podocopida; Cyprididae.
AUGACUCCGCCAAUCGAAGGAAGUACUUUUUAUUCUGCUGGGUCCCUGAACGCCAUGAACGACUCGUCGUCGAUGACACCAUCCUGGAACGACACCCCGAUGGACGCGACACUGGGCCUGUUGUCAUCAUCCUCGUCGUCAUUCGGGAGCAUGCAGGGCAACGUAACUGCCAACGACACCACUGACGACAGCGACGACGAUUUCGGCCCGCCGCAACGCGUCAUCGACACCAUGGAGUUCCAGCUCAUCAUCUGGCUCGCCUACGCGCUCAUCUUCCUCGUCGGCAUCACCGGCAACAUCCUCGUCUGCUACAUCGUGUACAGCCGGAAGCACAUGCAAAACGUGACCAACUACUUCAUCACGAAUUUGGCAAUGGCGGAUAUUUUGCUGUGCGUGUUGGCAGUGCCGUUCACGCCGUUGUACAGCUUCUUGGGCAAAUGGCUGUUCGGAUCCGUCAUGUGUCGGCUGGUGGCCAGUGCCCAGGGUGUGUCGGUGUACAUCAGCUCGCUCACGCUGACGUCGAUCGCCAUCGACAGGUUCAUCGUAAUACUGUAUCCAUUUCGACCUCGCAUGCAAGUCUCGACUUGUUUGCUCAUGAUCGUGCUCAUAUGGAUAUUUUCACUCGUCGCCAUGGCACCUUACUCCAUAGCUGUUCGGAUCCGUCAUGUGUCGGCUGGUGGCCAGUGCCCAGGACGCAUGUUCGGCAUUUUCACCGUGAAGAUGCAGUUCGUCGUCCCGUUCGUCAUCGUGUCCAUUUGUUACAUGAAAAUCUCACUCGCUCUGAGCACGCGGGUGCGCAACAUGUCGAAGAGCCGAACAUCGCGCAAGGACGAAAUGGAGCGCGAACGCAAGCGGAAAACCAACCGGAUGCUCAUUGCCAUGGUCGCCAUCUUUGGCAUUUCCUGGCUACCCAUGAACCUCGUCAACUUCAUUAGCGACAUCUUCAAGAGCGCCGAGUCCUGGCCUUAUUUUCAGAUGACAUUUUCGCUGUCACAUAUGCUGGCCAUGAGCUCGACGUGUUACAACCCGAUUCUUUACGCCUGGCUCAACGAGACCUUCCGCAAAGAGUUCAAAGAAGUUCUGCCGUGCUGGCGCAGCUAUGAAGACGACAACGGACGAGUGUCGAACCGUCUCGUUGGCCGCCAGUCUCUCUACUCCAAGCCCCAUCACGUCGAAGAUGAGGAUGAAGACGCCGGCAACAACGCCACCCCGUCCCACCAUCGCCACCACCACAAUCACAACAACCAUCGCCAUCACAAUCACGGCAAGGGACUCGACGAAGGGGAUGCCGACGUAGAGACCGGCUCAGGUCACCCGCAACCUCGUCGCAAGAACACCGAGAUGAUCAGCGUAAUGAACCCCAAAUUUGGCACGACGACUACGACAAUCACGGCAAGGGACUCGACGAAGGGGAUGCCGACGUAG